Molecule: messenger RNA, 683 nt
Organism: Xylaria bambusicola
Lineage: Eukaryota; Fungi; Ascomycota; Sordariomycetes; Xylariales; Xylariaceae
Exons: 1
Coding region: 145-618 (157 amino acids)
Source: RefSeq, a predicted model, not a curated record
AGGUCGUAUCCCGAUAUCUCCUACACCUGGCCAAAUAGCCUUGCUAUCAAAUGGAUCCACGAGCGGCCCAUUGGGGGAUCCCGAGUCGUUGAACAAUGGUCGGACGCUGAUACGAGGCAUCUCUUAUGGGUUGAGCCACCUCAAAUGAUGGCUUUAAACUGCCAGCCCGUCAUCGAAACCGCCAGUACUCGAAUUAUUCUAGAUUGCAGUAGCAAACGGGUGCUCUCGUAUAAGGUCCUGGAUACAUUAUACGCAUACAAAUAUGUGUGGAACGCUCCCUGGACCAAAUAUCGCACAAAAUUCUACUGGGACGGUCCCGUGCAGAAACUGAAGAUCACAGUUAGCCACGGAGUGCUCUUUAAGACCGCACUUCUUGGAGCCGCAGAUGUGAGAAGAUUUGGGGGGAACUCAAACUUCGAUUCAGCCGGAGAUGGAAUGGAGGACACUUCAGAACAAUCGUUCAAUUUCCGACAGACCGGGCUCAAUGUCGAUUAUAUGACUUAUUCAAUGUUAUCAUUACAAGACUUUGGUCACCGAAAGCUGCUUGAUGCCGCCGUAUUGGAGCGAACCGCGCAAUGCGCAUUCUCAACCAUAUAUAAACACCUCGUCAAUAAAUAAUUAUCUCUAACAACAGGUGGUUAUGUCUAUCGACGGUUCGGGGGAAAUAUUUCCAGAUGAUAUCG